Molecule: messenger RNA, 1365 nt
Organism: Chenopodium quinoa (quinoa)
Lineage: Eukaryota; Viridiplantae; Streptophyta; Magnoliopsida; Caryophyllales; Amaranthaceae
Product: zinc finger protein ZAT10-like
Exons: 1
Coding region: 357-1145 (262 amino acids)
Molecular function (GO): DNA-binding transcription factor activity
Source: RefSeq, a predicted model, not a curated record
UCCACCCUUCCACUCGAUCUUAGCUCACUCUAACAACUCAAGUUAAACUCUUCCACCCCUUCCUUUUACAUAUUCCUUUUUAUUUUAAUUAAUUUUUAUUAUUUUACUAAAAUUAGGAAGAGUAUUCUAGUUAAAUUCACUAAAACCUUCGGCUACUUUCCUACCACUUGUCACGUAACUUCUCCCAACCUCCCUCUCAACCUCCCUUUAUAUACAUACACCCCUUUCACUCCUUCACUCAACCAAAUUCACUCAUUUCUCUUCAUUCAUUUCAAAGCACAAAAACAACCAAAUACUUUUACAAUUUCCACCCUUUUUAAUUUAAUCAAUCUUCCAUUUUCUAUAUUUUUUUAGAUAUGGCACUUGAAGCUCUUAACUCUCCUACAACACCACAUGCCCCUUUCAAAUUCGAGGAGCGCUCCUUUGAUCAUUGGGUCAAGAAGAAGCGUUCGAAGCGGUCUCGAAACCAGAUGUCGCCGCCUACCACCACCAUCAACACCACAACCGCCAUCCCUGAUUCCCGUCUAUCCGAAGAGGAGUACCUCGCUUUUUGCCUCCUUAUGCUCGCCAAAGGCGGCGCACCGCCUAAAACUGAAGUUCCAAUCAUAAGCGACACCAAGCAGAGCAAUAGCAAAUCACUUGUAUAUAAAUGUUCAGUAUGUGGAAAAUCUUUUGGGUCUUACCAGGCUUUGGGAGGGCAUAAAGCUAGCCACAGGAAACCCGUUAGCGAAGACGAAAAGCCAUCAAUCACAGCCACCUCCGCCGCCGCCACCACCACCACCACCAUCUCCACCGCCAGUGGGAAGACACACGAGUGCUCGAUUUGUCACAAGUGCUUUCCCACCGGACAAGCGUUGGGAGGUCACAAGCGGUGCCACUACGAUGGUAGUAUUGGGAGUGGACCAACCAAGAGUGGAAGCAGGACGGCUAGUGGAGUCACGGCCUCUGAAGGAGUCGGGUCUACUAUCAGUGGCGGAUCUACGCAGCGGGACUUUGACCUGAACAUGCCCGCUUUGCCUGAAUUCUUGUCCGUUGACUUUUUUAAGAAUAGGGGGCAGAGUGUGUUUUCAAGGGAUGAGGAGGUUGAAAGUCCUCACCCUUUGAAGAAGCCUCGCCUUGUGUUGACUGGGGCAGAGCUGUUUUGAAAAAAUGAUUUUCUAAUUGUGAAAAUAUUAUUUUUACUUGUGUAGGAUAUUGGAUUAAUUACUUCUUUGGUGUAGUACAUUUUAUUUAUUCUUAUUGGGGUUAAGUUUAAAAGACUUGCAAAAAUUUGGUGUAUAAAUUUGUGUUAAUUUUCUCUGGUCUGGUGUAUAUUAUAUAUACUCCUGUUAGUAUAUAAUUCUGGCAAAUGAUUAAGCCAGUAUU